AUGAACACGAUACAAACAGCCUAUGCCGGGUUACAGUUGAAAUCGCUCCCCUUGGCCGUGGUUCUCAUUUCAACAUGCAUCCUCAUACUCACACGCAUUCUUAGCGGUCUUCAGAAUUAUGCUAGAAAGACGAAAGACACAAAACAGGUGCGCCGGCCUAAAGCAGUGCCGCAUUGGAUACCAUGGUUAGGCCAUAGUGUCUCGUUUGCCCGGAAUCACAUAGACUUCCUAGAAAAGGCUAGGAACCGAUUGAAUGAGGCUGUAUUUUCCAUAGUGAUUGGUGGCGCAAAGCACAAUGUUGUCAUGUCACCAUCCAUGAUCAAGUCUGUCUUGACAUUUAGGGGUGUAACAACAGCUCCUCUAGUCAAGCAUAUUGCGCGGAAGAUUCUCGGCGAUCGUGGCUCCUUCGAGAAAUUGAACCCUUCUGACAGCCAUGUUUUUGUUCACAACAUUCCAAAUCAGUUCAUGCAUGAGCCGUCUCUGUCUCAAACCUCGACAUCGGCUACCCGUUUUAUCGAACGGGAGGUUCCGAAUCUAGUGACUUUCUGUUCAGCCCCCAUUGACCAGAUGCUUUGGGAGCGGCCAGGCGACGUCCGUAUUGUCGAGGGAAUGAAUCAACCUGUUUGCGAGGUAGAUUUCUUUACACUCAUUAGACACUUUGUUGGGACAACGACGACUACUUCACUAUUUGGUCAAUCUAUCUUAGAAACUUUCCCGAAUUUGCUUCAAGAUAUCUGGAGUAUUGAUGACCAAUUUGCGACUUUAUCAAUGGGGCCUCCUCGCUAUCUGACGCCCAAGAUUUCUGCAGCUUAUAUUGCCCGUGACCGACUAUUAGACAUACUUUCUGUAUUCCAUCAAGCAUUGCUAUUUUGGGAUGAGGGGAAAGAUCUUGGGACAGAGUUCCGCGAUCUUCGCGACCUCGACGACGUUUCGAAGCCGGUCAAGGAACGGGUCCGCAUGGCGAAGGACUUGGGACUAUCGGCAGAGGAUACCGCUCCCGCACAUUUAGCCUUGCUUUGGGCUAUGAACGGCAACUCGCCCAAUAUUGUGCUUUAUCACCUUCUUCACUUAUACUCCAAUCCGACUCUGCUGGAGGAAAUCCGAAAUGAGAUUGCCCCGUAUGUUCGGGUGUCGAGACCUAGCAGAGAGGAAACUGGGUUCCCGAUCCUGGAGGCACCCAAACUUUCGAUUGACAUGGACAAGCUAUAUGAUUCGUGUGAACUUUUGAAAGCGACCUUCUACGAGACUCUACGCUUGGAUUCAGCAGGACUUUCAUUCCGGCAAUUGACUGCAGACCUGACACUCACUGAAACCAAGGAGGAAGCCGCGAGCGCAGGUGAAUCAACUCCACGGUCUUAUUCUCUUAAGCGCGGAGAGCUAGUCAUCGUACCCCAUGGGGUUGUCCACAACGAUCCCACAUACUUUUCUAACCCCGACCAAUUCGACCCUCUGAGGUUCAUCCAGACCCACCCCAACACCGGCCAGAAACGCGCAAAAUUCGAAACCAUGAAUCCGUUUGGGGGUGGAAUGCCCGCAUGCAAAGGGCGCGCUUUUGCAGAGAAGAAGAUUUUGGCUUUGUCGGCAGCAAUUAUGUCCUUGUGGGAGGUCAAGCCAGCUGAUGAGAGGGAUUUCAAGAUCCCAGAGCACAAGAUUUCGAGUGCUGCUUUCCUGCCAAAAAAUGAUAUUCGGGUGCGAAUAUCAUCGCGCUUUCAUUCAUGA
Aspergillus puulaauensis is the source of this 1719-nucleotide messenger RNA. Its product is annotated as cytochrome P450. Gene Ontology annotation, molecular function: iron ion binding; monooxygenase activity; heme binding. Lineage: Eukaryota; Fungi; Ascomycota; Eurotiomycetes; Eurotiales; Aspergillaceae. The transcript is spliced from 2 exons. The record is from RefSeq and is a predicted model, not a curated record. Bases 1 to 1719 code for a protein of 572 amino acids.